This is a messenger RNA of Hyaena hyaena (striped hyena), 3257 nucleotides long. RefSeq names its product chromosome transmission fidelity factor 18 (gene CHTF18). Gene Ontology annotation, cellular component: nucleus. Bases 57 to 3029 code for a protein of 990 amino acids. Lineage: Eukaryota; Metazoa; Chordata; Mammalia; Carnivora; Hyaenidae. The transcript has 22 exons. The record is from RefSeq and is a predicted model, not a curated record. Gene Ontology annotation, molecular function: DNA binding; ATP binding; DNA clamp loader activity.
GGGAGGUUCGGAGCUGCGGGCUGGAGCGCCGGGUUGGUGCCGCGGGCGCGGACGCCAUGGGGGACCCCGGGCGCGAGCUGGAGGGCGUCCAGGACGACUUCUACAGCCAGUUCGCCGCCGAGCUCGAGGUGCUGGCCGAGCUGGAAGGGACAGCGGCCCUGUCGCCCUCCAGGGGUCCCCGGCCCAUGGGGUGUCUGUCCCGGCUGACGUUCGAGGAGGCUGUGGCCGGAGGGGACGCUGCCACUCAUUGCUCUCCAGGCGGACCUCCAGGGAACCACAGAGGCAGUGCCAGGAAGAGGCAGCUGGCCGACCAGGACUCGAAGGCCGCGGCUUUGCCCCCCACCCCCAGGGUCAAACGGCUCCGGCAGGAAGUCGUGAAGAAGCUGAACUUCAGACCUGAGCAGAUGGAAGAGCUGCCCCUUCCUGACUCCCCUGCUGGGGACAUCACCCCCCCACCGAGUCCAGAGGUCCCCACUGAACUGUGGGGCAAGGGGCCCUUGGACGCUGGUGCUGACGUGGGUCCCCUGCAGGCCUCUCCAGCAGCCCGAAAUCCAGUCCUGAGGCGGCCCCCGGUCCUGGAGGACUAUGUCACCGUGACCUCCACUGGGGGCUCCCGGGCUUUCCUGGUGCUGCGGGAUGACCCAGUGGGCACAGGGGUGCAGGACCCUUCCCUUGAUAUUUGGUGGCGAGGGCGUGGCCGGCUGGACCUGUUGGGUGUGUCCUUCGAGUCCCUGAAGGAGCAGGUGGACAGCGAGCGGAGGCAGCAGCUGCUUGAGGAGGCCCAUCAGCUCUCAGACGUGCUUCGCAGUAGCCCGGCCGCUCAGGGCGUCAUGUUCUCCAGCCUCACAUCCGAGGAGGUGGGAGAGGAGGCCCAGGCUUCGCAGGCCCCCGAGGAAGCGCUGGCUAACGGUCAAGAUGACUCCCAGCACUGCCUCUGGGUGGACGAGUUCGCCCCUCGGUGCUACACGGAGCUUCUCAGUGACGACUUCACUAACCGCUGCCUCCUCAAGUGGCUGAAGCUGUGGGACCCGGUGGUGUUCGGCCGAGAGCGGCCUGCCAGGAGGCCGAGGCCCGGUCCGGAGCCGGCCCGAGGUGGCCAGGAGGCUACCACCUCCGGCAAGUGGAAAAGCCACGAGCAGGCGCUGGAGGACAUGCUAAGCGCUGAGCUGGACGCGAGCCGGCGGCCGCGGCAGAAGGUGGCGCUGCUGUGUGGGCCCCCAGGGCUGGGCAAGACCACCCUGGCUCAUGUGAUCGCGCGGCAUGCUGGCUACUGCGUGGUGGAGUUGAAUGCGAGUGACGACCGCAGCCCUGAGGCCUUCCGCACGUGCAUUGAGGCGGCCACGCAGAUGGAGUCGGUGCUGGGUGCUGGCGGGAAGCCCAACUGUCUGGUCAUUGAUGAGAUCGACGGGGCCCCCGUGGCCGCCAUCAAUGUUCUUCUGAGCAUCCUGGACCGCAAGGGCCCGCAGGAGGCAGAGUCCGGGGGUCCGGCUGUUCCCACAAGUGGGGGACGGCGGCGCCGGGCUGAGGGGGGGCUCCUGAUGAGGCCCGUCAUCUGCAUUUGCAACGACCAGUUCGUGCCCUCCUUGCGGCAGCUGAGGCAGCAGGCCUUUCUGCUCCACUUUCCGCCCACGCUGUCCUCCAGGCUCGUGCAGCGGCUGCAGGAGAUCUCCCUGCGGCGAGGCAUGCAGGCCGACCCGGGUGCGCUGGCGGCUCUCUGUGAGAAGACAGACAACGACAUCCGCGCCUGCAUCAACACCCUGCAGUUCCUGCACGGGCGGGGCCGGCGGCAGCUGAGCGUGCAGGCUGUGCAGACCACUCACGUGGGUCUCAAGGACCAGCGCAAGGGGCUCUUCUCUGUGUGGCAGGACGUCUUCCAGCUGCCCCGGGCCCAGAGGCAACGCCGGGGCCAGAACCUGGCCCUGCCCCCGCACGCGCUCCUGCUCCGUGACGGGCACACAGGUCCGGGGCCCCGUGCCGCCGAGGCACCUUUGACCACGGCUUCCCAGCGGUUUUACCACAUCCUGCAUGUGGCUGCCUCCGCCGGCGAGCACGAGAAGGUGGUGCAGGGUCUGUUCGACAACUUUCUGCGCUUGAGGCUGCGGGACUCCAGCCUGGGGGCCGUGUGCACGGCCCUCGACUGGCUGGCCUUUGACGACCUGCUGAGCCGGGCCGCCCGCCACGGCCAGAACUUCCAGUUGCUGCGCUACCUGCCCUUCCUGCCGGCCGCCUUCCACCUGCUCUUUGCCUCCAGCCACGUGCCGAGGAUCGCUUUCCCCAACAGCCAGCAGGAGGCCCAGAACCGGAUGAGCAGGACACAGAACCUCAUCCAGACGCUGGUACUGGGCCUGACACCCGCCACUCGCAGCCGGGCUGCACCUCAGGCCCUCAUCCUGGAUGCCCUCUGCCUGCUUCUGGACAUCCUUGCGCCCAAGCUGCGCCCUGUGAGCACACAGCUGUACAGCGCUCGCGAGAAACAACAGCUGGCCAGCCUCGUGGGCAUCAUGCUUGCCUACAGCCUAACCUACCGCCAGGAGCGCAUGCCCGACGGCCACUAUGUCUACCGGCUAGAGCCGAACGUGGAGGAGAUUUGCCACUUUCCUGAGCUGCCGGCCCGCAAGCCCCUCACCUACCAGGCCAAGCAGCUCAUUGCCCAUGAGAUCGAAAUGGAGAAGAUGCGGCGGACAGAGGCCUUGGCCCGCGCUGGGGACAGCCCCCAGGCAGAGGGAGCUCCCCAGGCAGGUGCUGGGGAGAAAGGGACGCAGCCGCCCACCUCGCGCAGCCACGAGGAGCAGCGGCUGGAGCGCAUCCUGAAGAAAGCGGCCCUGGAGGAGCAGCCCGAGAGAGACUUCUUUGGUCGUGUGGUCAUCAAGAGAGCGUCAGCCCUUCAUGCAGGGGACUGGGCCCCGGACACAGACGCGACAGAGCGGCGCAUAGGCACGGCGGUGGGCAGGAGCGACGUCUGGUUUCGCUUCAAGGAGGGCGUCUCCAAUGCUGUGCGGCGCAGCCUGUAUAUCAGGGACCUGUUGUAGCCGGGGCUGCACCCACACCUCGACCCCUGGAUCCCCCUCCGGACACCCCAGGACCUACGCUGGACACCCUGGGGCUGCACCCACACCUUGACCCUUGCUGGGUGCCCUGGAUCCCCCUCCGGACACCCUAGGGCCCAGGCUUGAUGCUGUACUGUUGCUUUUUCUCCAUCAGAAAAUGUACAAAAGCACAGAUAUCCUCAAAGAAUCUUUAUAAAAAUCACAUUUUUA